Serpula lacrymans var. lacrymans S7.9 is the source of this 3089-nucleotide messenger RNA. RefSeq lists its product as uncharacterized. Gene Ontology annotation, cellular component: peroxisomal membrane. The transcript is spliced from 18 exons. The record is from RefSeq and is a predicted model, not a curated record. Bases 1 to 2157 code for a protein of 718 amino acids. Gene Ontology annotation, biological process: fatty acid beta-oxidation; peroxisome organization; long-chain fatty acid import into peroxisome. NCBI's taxonomy places the organism in Eukaryota, Fungi, Basidiomycota, Agaricomycetes, Boletales, Serpulaceae. Gene Ontology annotation, molecular function: long-chain fatty acid transmembrane transporter activity; ATP binding; ATP hydrolysis activity.
AUGGCCAUCCUUUCCAAAAUCCGUCCAUCUGAUGCUCGUCUCGCACAAUUCGCGAAAACAUAUGCACAACAUCGCCCCAUUGUGCAACGCUCGUUAACAGUGGGAUUCGUACUAUAUGUUCUGGGUUCAACGUAUCGGGGCUUAUCCGCGCGGCCAGCGAGCAAAGGGCCAAGUAAAGGGAAAGGGAAGGGAACGGUCCAAGGGAAGGACGGGAAGGUAGAGAGUGGAAAGUCCACACGCGUGGCGGUCGAUGCUGUAUUCUACCAACGCUUGGCCACUAUCCUCCGCAUCGUUAUCCCGAGUAUACACUCCAAGGAGGCCCUCCUGCUCUUGAUGCAUUCAAGCCUUCUCGUAUUCAGAACCGCCAUAUCAUUAUACGUAGCUGCCCUUGACGGAAAGAUUGUCGCCAGUCUCGUUCGCGGACAAUCAAAGCAAUUUCUUUUCAACAUUAUACGUUGGUUGCUCGUUGCCGUACCCGCGACAUGGACUAAUAGCUGGCUGAGCUACGUUCAAAACAAGCUUGCCAUAGCUUACCGUACUAGACUCACUAACGAAGUUCUCAAGCAAUAUCUCGGUGAGGAGAGCGAGGGCCCAGAAGGGAAAGUAUAUUACAAGUUAUCGAACUUGGACGAUCGUAUAAAAAACCCUGAUCAGAUGAUAACACACGAUAUUCAACGAUUCUCAUCUCACCUCGCGGCCAUCUAUGCUAAUCUUGCAAAACCCAUUCUCGAUGUUAUUUUGUACAACUACCAACUCUCUCAGAAUGUUGGUGCAGAAGGUCUCUUCAUACUCACCAUCUUUGUUCAAUCGUCUGCCGCUUUGCUUCGCUACUUAACUCCAUCUUUUGGAUCAUAUACUGCUCAGUCCGCUGCUCUGUCGGGCUCUCUUCGACACACCCACUCUCGACUGGCAGAGUUCGCUGAAGAGAUAGCAUUCUUUGGUGGUGAAGAGACCGAGAAGCUACUGAUAGAGCAGGAGUAUGCUACCCUUGUCAAGCACGAGAACCGUGUCCUUCGAAGGAAAUGGUGGUUUGGGUGUGUGGAAGAAGGUGUUAUCAAAUGGUUGUGGGGAAGCUUUGGUCUUGUGACAUGCGCGAUUCCUGUGUUUUUCAAGAUACCAGGGGUAGCCGGGUUAGACCUUGGGAGUAGAACAGAGGGUUUCGUUACCAAUAGACGGCUUCUUCUCUCUGCUUCAGAUGCUAUUGGUCGGGUGAUGUACUCUUACAAAGACUUAUCAGAGCUAGCAGGGUAUACCGCCCGUGUUUCGCUCCUACUGGACACCAUGGCAGAUGUUCGCAAGGGUCGCUUUGAGAAGGCUCUCGUAAGCAGUGCCGAAGUCGGAGAGCAUGCAAAGAUUUUACGAGGCCGUGGACAAGUGUUCGAUUCAGACGAGAUCCGUUUCGAGGGAGUACCCAUCGUCACGCCUAAUGGUGAUAUCUUGAUUAAGAGCCUAAGCUUCUACGUCAAGCCGGGAGAACAUUUAUUGAUAGUCGGGCCCAAUGGAUCUGGAAAAUCUUCGUUGUUCCGCAUUCUUGGUGGAUUGUGGCCCGUUUACGGUGGUAUCGUUCGUAAACCGGCUGCAUCCCAAUUUAUCCUUAUUCCUCAGCGACCAUAUCUCUCCCUUGGAACUUUGCGUGAUCAGAUUAUAUAUCCACAUUCGAGACAGGAAAUGGAAGAUCGUGGUGUUACAGAUGCAGACCUUCUGGCCAUAUUAUCAGUCGUGGAAAUGGAUAGUCUCGUAGAGCGCGAAGGCGGCUGGGAUGUAGCACGAGAGUGGAGGGACGCAUUGAGUGGUGGCGAUAAGCAGAAGAUUGCAUGGGCCAGGUUAUUCUACCACCAACCCAAGUACGCGAUUCUGGACGAGGCGACAUCGCUAGUUCCACCUGAUAUGGAGGGCAGCAUGAUGGUGCAUGCGACGACACUUGGAAUUACACUACUCACUGUGUCACAUCGGCCCUCAUUGUGGAAGUAUCAUGGGAUGAUACUCCAUUUUGAUGGGCAAGGUGGUUAUGUAUUCACGAAGCUUGAUGCAGAGAAGCGCCUUGCGCUGCAAGAAGAGAAACAGGCGCUGGAAGCCAAAUUACUUGAAGUACCGAAGAUGAAGGCACGCCUUACAGAGUUACGCGCAGCUGUGGAGGAAAGGGACAGACAAAUUUGAUUGUAGGCUUGUAUGUUUGACCAAGAUUGUGGACAGUAUGUAUGGUAGCUCUUGUGAUAUUAGUAGUAUGAUUCCAUCCAGUUGUUUUCUGCGCAGUAAAUAUAUUUAGCAGAAAAAGGCUAGUCGUCAAACCAUACGUUUAGCGGUUAUUGUUAUGCAUGGUAAUUGGCUAAUGUAUGUGGACGAUACCUAGAUAUGAUACCGUUUUAUGAACGGCACUAUCGACCUCUCAAAGCUAUUCCGACAAAGCCAGUCAGGUGCCAUUACCAGUCAGUCGGCCUUUCGAAGUAUUUUUCCCUGGCUUCCCUGCUAACUAUGUGCACCGCGAAGUCGCCGGCAUCAAUCAUGGCCCAUCCAUUGUGCAUUCGUCGUUUCGAGUUGGGUGGUAAAGGGAGAGGUGGUUGCAUGGUCAGGAGAGUUUUUCGCACUAAACGGAUGACAGACUCUAUCGACCCUCUAUUUUCAGUACCUUCUUUUACUUGUGCUAAAAAGACCCAACUCCAGAUUCCUCCAGGCUCUUCAGUAAGUCCUUCGCCUGAAUAUGUCCUCCCGCGUUGCCGUUUCCCUUUUGGAAUUGUUUUAGGUAGCGGUGGCCCGGGAGGCAUGGCUGUAUGUUCGCGCACAAUGAGCGAGGAAGGGUCGAGAUAUGGCGACUGGUGAAGGUGGACGUAAAGCUGCUUGACGUGAGCUGGGAUAUUUUCGGGCAAGUCUUGAGGGUUUGGAGCUAGAUGAGGGGGUGCAUGUCGGACAGGAAGAGGCUCUGGGUCGACGAACCAUGGUGUUUGGGAAGAUGUACCAAUGGAUUGCGUGGUAUAAUGGUGUUUAUUAACAAAUAGCGUCCUUGUAUAAGGUCUUGCGAUGCAUGACCUAGCUACGUUUCUUGCUUGAGAACGAAAGGUCUGCAUUGUGGUCUGCGAAGACUGGUUUUCUUC